Molecule: messenger RNA, 14007 nt
Organism: Megachile rotundata (alfalfa leafcutting bee)
Lineage: Eukaryota; Metazoa; Arthropoda; Insecta; Hymenoptera; Megachilidae
Gene: sff
Product: BRSK family serine/threonine-protein kinase sugar-free frosting
Biological process (GO): protein phosphorylation; intracellular signal transduction
Cellular component (GO): cytoplasm
Molecular function (GO): ATP binding; protein serine/threonine kinase activity
Source: RefSeq, a predicted model, not a curated record
UGCUCGGCGAUCGCCAUGCCGUGGAAAUACGCGACGCCGCUGUGACGGACUCGACGAAAACGAACCGGGACAGGCGAAUCCGGAAAUCGAGAAGAAGAAGAAGAGAAAGAAGGAGGAGAAGGAAAGAAGCGGAAGGAAGUAGCUGGUUGUGUCGGUAGCUGGUGGUGGGUGUAGGAGGUGAAGGUGGUUGCUUGCCGGCUAGGCUGUUUUUGUAGGAUAAUCUAAGCAACCUGGCGGACCAGAAGGAAGGUGGCUCGACGAUGCAGGGCAAGGAGAGCCCCGUCGGGUCCAACACCCAGGAGACCCAUCAGUACGUUGGCCCUUAUCGACUGGAGAAAACUUUGGGGAAAGGGCAAACCGGAUUGGUGAAGCUCGGGGUCCACUGCGUGUUGGGCAAGAAAGUGGCUAUCAAGAUCAUCAACCGGGAAAAAUUGUCGGAGUCCGUGUUGAUGAAGGUAGAACGAGAGAUAGCUAUCAUGAAACUGAUCGAUCAUCCUCACGUGCUCGGCCUGUCGGAUGUAUACGAGAACAAGAAAUACCUAUAUCUCGUUCUGGAACACGUUUCCGGCGGGGAGCUUUUCGACUAUUUAGUGAAAAAAGGUAGACUAACGCCGAAGGAAGCGAGGAGAUUUUUUCGGCAGAUCAUUUCUGCGUUAGAUUUUUGUCAUAGCCAUAGUAUAUGUCACAGAGACUUGAAGCCUGAAAAUCUGUUGCUGGACGAGAAGAAUAAUAUUAAGAUCGCGGAUUUCGGGAUGGCGUCGUUGCAACCUGCUGGAUCAAUGUUAGAAACUAGCUGCGGUUCCCCUCAUUACGCCUGUCCCGAAGUCAUUCGGGGUGAAAAGUACGACGGGAGGAAAGCGGACGUUUGGUCGUGCGGGGUGAUACUUUACGCGCUUCUGGUAGGCGCGUUGCCCUUCGACGACGACAAUUUAAGAAACUUGUUGGAAAAAGUGAAGCGCGGUAUGUUUUACAUACCGCAUUUCGUGCCACCCGAGUGCCAGAAUCUUCUGAAGGGAAUGAUCGAGGUCGAUCCGGACAAGAGGCUAACGCUGGCGGAAAUAAAUAGGCACGUGUGGGUGACGGCGGCGGGCAAGGGCGAAUUGGAACUGGAACUGUCGAUGAUGGACGUGGUACAGACUCACGUUAUUCCGUCCGUGGAAGCAAUCGAUCCAGACGUGUUGCAGGCGAUCGCGAGCCUCGGCUGCUUCAAGGAACGGGACAAACUUAUCCAAGAACUCCUCAGCCCGAACCACAAUACAGAGAAGGUGAUAUAUUUCCUGUUGCUCGAGAGGAAACGCAGAAGACCGGCGUGCGAGGAUGAACUAGAAGUAAUGAGAGGAGGAAUGCGAGGUUCAGCGGGACAAUUGGAGGCGGAUCCACCGAGGAAACGAGUAGACACGUGUCGAGUGAACGGAAGUACAGCGCUGAAUCUCGGAGAAAUCAGCCAUGGAUCUCCUUUGACUCCCAGAAGGCAGUCCAGCACCAAGCAUCACGCUCGUCGUUCGCCGAGUACGGGUUGCCACACACACGCGUCGCAUUCGCAUGCCUCGACGCCAGGCAGCUCGCCGUUGCACGGCUCGAACGCCGUCGCGGGUCUGCUCAGUCCCCACAGAGCACCUCCGUCGUCGCAUUUAGGACAGACGGCGAGUCCUCAUCGACUGUCCACGGUUUCGAGCACCGCGGGCAACGGAAACACCGCCAAUCCACCCGCCGCAGUUCCAAUCCCGGCAUUACCCAGCGUGGGAAUAGAGAUAAACGACGUUCAACAGGUAGUCGCGGUCGGCGUUACACCGCCAGGAUCGCCUCACACCGGAGCCGGAUCCGGCGCCCAUCACUGGAGAUCCAGACUAACGACCAUCAAGAACUCCUUCCUUGGCAGUCCUCGAUUUCAUCGGCGUAAAUUGCUCACGAGUACCGAGGAGGUACACCUCACUCCGGAUUCUUCCCCGGAACUUACAAAGAAAUCGUGGUUCGGCAGCUUGAUGACCACGGAAAAGGACGAAACGUUUACCGUUCUCGUUAAAGGGAAAGCAUUAGCUAGCGUCAAAGCAGAUUUGAUUCACGCUUUUUUAUCGAUAGCGGAAUUGUCUCACAGCGUGAGCUCGCCCAUGUCCUUCAGAGUGGAAUACAAAAGAGGAAGCACAGCACCGGCAAUGUUUCAAAGACAAGUGCGCUUUCAAGUGGACAUUAGCGCUAUUUCGAAGCAGCCGAACGAACCACUGUUCGCCAUCACUUUCACUCUAUUGAGCGGAAACAUUCGACGAUUCCGAAGAGUCUGCGAACACAUUCAAUCGCAGGUCUGCUCGAGAAACGUAGGAAUCAGUUUGGGAGGACAAAGCAGAGCAGCACCACCCAGUCCGCGAGCAUCGCGAAAAUUUGCCACGGAGAUGAGCGAAAGUUCCAGUUGCGGUAGCGACACUAGCGAACGACUGUUUCUCAGUCCGCACCCAGCUACCAGACAGGUAGUCUGUUUCAACAAGAUCGAUUCGGACAUCGAAUCGGACACGUCCGUGUUCGACGUGAAAUCACCAAGCAGGGAAAACGGUCGUCGAAGUUCGACGUCGACGAACAACAACAAUCCAUUGCCAGGAGACGCGACGCCGACGCCCGGAAGUCCGACGAAGGCGGUUCGCAGCAACUCGGAGAGUCAGAACACGCCGGAAAAGAAAUGCGUAACCACGAUGAGCGGCAACAAUAUAGCGUGAUACUAUCAGAACUUCCGUUUCGAGUUUCGAUCGAGCCUGAAGAAUUUAUGGGACAGCGCCCAGAGAUUCUGGUGAGUCUCGUGCGAGCAGCUUGCGAUCGAGAAACGAUCUAGCGAUACCGCGCAGAGAUACUAGCAAAAUAACACGAUACUUUUAUGAAAGAGAGAAAGAGAGUGUGCGUGUGUGUGUGUGUAUGUGGGUGUGCGCGCACGAGAGAAAGAGAGAGAGAGAGAGAGAGAUGACUUCGACGGAAAUCAAAUCGAGAGUGAAAGACUAACGCGAAUAGCGACGACACGAACGACGAAGAAGGAAAAUUAGAACUACUUUGGACGAGUUUGUCGAGAAUGCGUGGUUUGUUCAGGAAAUAAUGAGAUUCGGUUGAUGAGUAUUUAUAAUAAAUUAGCAUCGAAUGGCGGCAAAAAUGAUUCGAGUAAGCUGAUCGUUGCGAGACGGAAUUGAGCAGAAAAUAAUUAUAAUCUUUGUUGCGACAAAUUAGUAUUCGUAGAAAAUUGUUGUAAUCACUCGACGAACGAUUGAUUUUUCUUUCUUGGUUUCGCUUAUUAUUAAUUGCCAUGAUUCGCUCGAAUCAUUAAUCGGAUAACGUUUUGCUCCGACUCUGCAAAGUGAUCCAUUUAGCGAUAUGGUGCUAUAAAGAUAAUUUAUAUAGAUCAUUGAAAAAAGAAUGACAAAAAAAAUACUUAUAAAACUGCUACAGUCGAAAUAGGAAACUUAAACGUCUGGUUGACAAAUUGAUUGUUGGUAUUAUUAACCCUUAUCCGGAUAGUGUACGGUAUACGACGCCAAUGAAUAGUCACCGACAAAAGUAGAAAUCACGUCGAAAUCGUAUUGAUUUUCAAGAAAUUUUACGAUAAAAAUGUCUAAAGGAACAAUCUUGUUAUUUUCGAAGCAGACCACGUACACGAUCGAAGAACAAUGAAAAACAGAUCUCCUGAUCAUCAAAAUCAAUCUAACGAGAAUUCUGAAAAGCCGUUUCAGUCGAUAUGGAACAAAUCGAUUUAUCUUUGCGAGAACAAAUACAAGAACUCGAAGAUUCGAAAAAGAUUCAUUCGCUUAGAAAGAUGCAUCCGACUAAAAUGAAAUGUACGUCGAGAAAAGUUCCACGUUCGACUAUCCGAUUCAUCUUCGACGGAGAAUAUUCGAUUAAACAUCGGGGAAAAUUUGUGCCGCAACGCGAAUCUUCGUUUAGCAGUGAUCGCAUUCGACUUUCGUUCGGUCGCUAAAAUUGUUACCUGUUUCUUUUUUCUUUGUUUUUAAGCGAAGUGCAAUAUAAUAGCGACGUUUUACCGACGAAUAUCGGAUCGUGUCGUUAAUAAGAAUGCUUUAUUUGGUACAUAUGUGUAUUCUGUUGCGUAUCGCCAAUUUUUUAGCGGUUUCGUUUUUGCAGAAAGAUUUAUUUAAAAAGUUCAGAUGUACCGUUUGAAUAGAAAAGUUAAUUUUAUCUUGGGAAUAUCUCGGAUCUUUCAUUGUUUUUUAUUCAUAAUAUAAACGUUGAAAAAUUUUUGAUUUAGUAACUGUUAGAUACUUUUGACGCUUAUUAUUUUCAUCGAGGCAUUUUGAUCGUAAACGUUGAUGAAUUGCAUUUUGUAGUUGCAAUUAAUCGAACAAUUCAUUGUUGCAUAGACGUUUAAUCCAGUUAGCCGAUUCAUCGAUUAACAUUAAUACUAGUCAUUCAUUUUCAAACUGCCGAUUACGUUUGCUACAUGUGUCUCCUCGAUUUUCUCGUUCAUUUAAAUUAAUUAUUCGCUACAGUUCCAGUACGCUCAUCGUCGCAUCGCAUGUCAUUAAAGUAUCGACCCACUUUCAACUGUACAUACACCUUCCAAACAAUUUUUAAGCGAAGCACUAUUAUAACAAUUAUUACAAUGAAAUACAACAAUAUUUUCGCGAAUGAAUUUUCUCCUUAACGCUAGAACAGCCAGCGUUAAAUUGGCGUGGAAGAUCUUUUGUAUUUCGUAACGAUCAAAUAAAUUAAUUUCUACUAUAUUACAUGAACAUAACGCGUGGUAAUAUAUUGGCUUACGUCGCUACACGUUACACCGUUACGAAGGGGUGGUAAUAUAACGAGGAUCUAUCGUAUGCGAGGAUCUGGGUCUUCUUAAUAAUACCGAGUUUUUUUCUCCGGUGCCUGCAAACUUUAGCGAUAAAUUUCACGAUCCACCUUUACGUUCAAAUAAUUUCUGCUAUUAAAACUAAGAAAUCCGGCAUUCUUUCGACUUUGGCUGCUCUAGCGUUAAAUGUGAAAUGAACGAAGGAAUUCGGUAAAAGAAUGAACAAGUAAUAAACAAAUAAGUUGCAAUAUACAUAGAAUAAUUUGUUUGUCUCGACAAAGGCCAACAUACGUUUCUCCGAGAGUAUCUUGACACGAAAUGUUAAGCUUUUAUUUUUUUCGCGAAGACCAAAUUUAAAAUCUGUCGGUUUAACGUGCUCGAUCCGAACGUUAUCUCGAUACGACAAACGUAGCUGUUAUUUUAUAUCACGCUAUCCGUGAACGAAGAAAAUUUGACGAAACGAAGGAAAUCGAGGGUCGCUGAAAGUUUCUCGACUCGUAAUAGAGAGAAACAGAAAGGUCACACACUAACGAGGUAAAAAGAAAGAAGGAUUAAGAAAAAAAGAGAAGAAGAUUCACUCGCGACGCAACGAUUGCGUCGAGAGAUUUAUUUUUUGCACGCACGAGAAAAACAUUUCAAAAGACUAAUAUAUAUAAAUAUAAAUAUAAAUACAAAUAUAAAUAUAAAUAUAAAUAUAAAUACAAAUAUAAAUAUAUAAAUAAAUGAAUAAAUAAAUGAAUAUAUAUAUUAUAUAUAUACGUACAUAAGUAGGUUUCACUUAAUAAGAGCUACGCGUUACAACGCGUGAGGCUUCUUGUUUGCUACUCGCGCGAAAAUAAACCGAGAAGAAAAAGAGACGAGGAAAAAUGGGAGAUCUAGCGUUUCUAAUCGUAGAAUAUAAAUAUCGUACAGGUUUUUUCUCAACACACAGACAUAUCUCGAUAAAAUUGUCCCAGCUUCUUAGUGGAACGACGUGCGCAAUGUAACACGCGAUUAGCACAGUUUUUAAUCGAAGGCUCGUUAUAGUCGUUAAAUGAAAUCGUAUCCUGCCGAUCGUGAGAAUCUUAAGAAAUCGACGGUACGUUCUGCUCGUUCCUGAUCGAUAACAGGGUCGUAGAACGCGAACGAGUUGAACCGGUAGAAUGUUGUAUCGUCGUAUUACCUCGUGUUCGUAGAAACAGUUUUUGUCGGAUCGUUGCAUAUCGAAUGAUCGAUUUUCAACCAUUCAAAGUCACUAUUUCGAGUCAAUAUUUCAGGACAACAAUAGAACGGAACGAAAUCCGUGUAACAUUUUAUUACGAAUCGCGCGAUCAAGAGGUUCUACAUAUGCAAUGGCCAUUUAGUAGAAUGUUCAGGGAAAUCAUACCCCCUCGUCGAACGCACAAUACAGCGUUAGCGUAAUAAAUUUCAAUUAAAAAAUACGAAUUCUAAAAAUGCGGUAUAACUCGAAAGAACAACCACGAUUACACUGAAACGAACAUUUUUAAAUUAGAAAUAAAUCGACCAUCUCGAAUGUAACGAUCUAAUAGUUUACGAGAGGUUACUCUCGCGAAAAAUUAAAUGUCUAUUAGAAAUUUGAUAAAGAAACUCGUUACUAUCCACCUAUGCCUAUAUCUUAUUUUUUCGUCAAUUGGCAAAACAUUUGUUUUUAGGAACGACUAACUCGUUAGUUGAAGGAGUUUCCGAAGCAAUGUAAAAAAACUAUCUGAUAAAUUUUCAUUUUAGUUUGUAUACACACGAGUGGAAAAAAAUAAUAUUUAAUUUUUCACGCGAAUAACCUUCGUUAAACGUUUUCUUAACGGAAUCCCGCGUACUACAUCCGCUUGGAUGGUAAAUCCUUUGCAACGUACAGUGGCGCACAUAUUUCUCCAGAAAAGAGAAUCUCUCGAGGCUAAAGCACGAAUAUGUUUUGUACGCUUAAAUAAUUGCCGAUAUCGCUGCGAUCGAUCGAUUAAACUUAUUUCGAAUAAAGAUUAGACCGGUAGGAAGAAAUACGCGAGUCACUGUAUGUAGAUAAUCGAAAGCAGCACACCGGACAACGAAAGAAACGCGCCAGCCCUCGAGAAGAAGGUAAUUUUCAAUGUUCAGUUUUCGAUUCUCUGUUAAUCGUUGACGAAUCGUCAGCGAAUAUUGAACAUUGUAGAAACACCGAAUCGAAGAAUCCUACCGACGCCACGCGACGCCACGCUACAGAAGGAAAAGUUAGCGAAACCGUUCGUAAAUAGAUAGACGAGAGUAGUCGCGAAAUGUUCGCUAGAAUCAAAAAUUACAAACGUCGGAGUCUCUCGUUUUAGAUGUACAUAAGUACGUAACUGUACGUUGUAAUCGCGCACAGCGACUCGUUCCUAAAUAUCCCCGGCUACGUGCGAGGAUCAUCGGUCGAAAGAAAGAAAAUGAAUGACUCUCUUUUGCCAACAGAAUCGAUCGAACGCGAAUUUCAAUUCGAUACGAGAAUUUCGUUAGACCAGAAAGUUUCGACGCUUCAACGAUUCGGUUUAUUACUUAAUACCGUUUAACUGGAUCAGUUCGACCGAAAUAAAAAUGGCUUAUACGGGCAAAACGAAACUGAUAACACAAAUAUUUUAUCCUUACACGAAUACCGAAUGGACGACGUUCAAGUAGUGGAACGCGUUAACCUUCGAAUUACUCUAUUGCCAUCGAUCGAAUCAUGAUCAAAAGUAAAAAGGGAUUAAAAUUCUAUUCUCAAUUACAUCGCCGUUAUUUCGGGAUGUGUAAUGUCGCACAAUUGGAUCUCGAAGAGUUCGAAUCGGUUGCUCGCGUGUCCCUCUAUCUUCUUAAUCGAACUUAAUCCUUGUGUUUUGUCUGUAUCAGCCAUUCUAUUUAGAUCACUUUUUUUACCAACAAAAUAAUAUCUAGUCGAUUCAGCAUCUAUUAUAUUUCUUGCAUAUUUAUUGUAUAUUUUAGAUAAAUGAAAUAUUAUUGUAUUUUUAAGGAACAUUAAGGAGGAUCGUGAUUCGUGCAGUUACUAGUUACUAGAGAGGCAAUAUUGUGUUCCGAUCAUGAACGAAAUGAUCAAAAUUUAACGCGUUGACUACCGAAUUAAAAUGCCGCGUUUCCUUGUUCCGCUUCGACCCAGCGCAACGCGUCGUUACAAAAACAUAGGAAAAUAAAGCCUUUUAGCAUUAAUCUUGGAACGACCGAAGACUAAAAACUUACUAUCGAUUGAAAACCGUGUGACACUUGGAUGACACUGCAUCGAGUCGAAAGGAAAUAUUGUAUAAUCACUGUUCGAUUGUACGAUAAUAACUAGAAACCGAACAAUAUCGAACGAAAUAAAAAUCUGAUAGAAAAAUUUACUUCCGGAUGUAUGGAAUAUAAAAGAGUCAAGAGUCGAGUCAUUCGCUGUCUCAAGAUUAAAUGGACGAAGGCGGCGGCCAACGCGUUAAAGAAAACCUCCAAAGUCAUCGAUAAAAUAGAUUCUCGCGAUACUUCCUGUCGUUAUGUACUUCGUUCGAAACGGAUUCGUUGGGUUUCAAAACGAUAACAAGAAAAUCGAUGAAGAUACGAUUACCGUGUAUGGAAGGAAACGGAAAUGGACACGUUAAGCCUCGCUCGAUAGGCGAUUAGGAUUGCUCCUCGUUCUUUACCGACUCGAUAUUCCUGUAUUUGUACCAAAAGCAUUCCAUUAAGAAGCUUGCAGGUAGAAAAUGUAAAAAAAGAAAAAAAUAAAUAAAAGAAAGGUGUCAUGAUCGUACGACGAACGACACCUUUCGCGCGCAUAAUUGCUAGAUAGGUAGGUAGGAGUAAAAUAAUAACGAUAAUAAAGUAAAAAAAAAAGAAAAAUAACAGGGAGAGAGAAUGAAUGUGGGCGAAACGAAUUCGUUUGUUACGUUUCGUGAUAAUGAAUAUCGGGCUUUGCAAUACGCGUGAUCGCAAGAUCCUAAACUAAUAGACAAAACGAGAAGUAUGAGAGAAACAUUGCAUGAUUGUUCGGCGAACGAAAAAGAACGCGUGCGUGCGUGCGUGCGUGUAAGUGUGCGUUCGAAUUGUCGUUGAAUCGUUUAAUAUCGUACGCGAUACGCGUAACAAUCGAUCUGUAUUAUCCGCUCAGAUACGAAACGAUUCCGCAUAAAUAACCGCUCGUUCAUUUAUUUAGGGACUAAGCUCGUUAUUUCCUUACUUUAUUAACGAGAUUUUAAACGCCAUUUUACCGAAUUCUCUUUGCAACUUUUAAAACUUGAGUGCAAGAUAAUAGAGAAUUAUACGAUAAAUUAUCAAAAUAUUCUGUUACCGCGCAUUAAAGGACACGCGGUUGAAAAUCUGAUAAUCCGAGAAAGAGGUUUAACGCGUACUCUCGCAAAUCCGAGUCAAAUGUAAAAUAAAAUUUUUAUUUUAUGGGAUCGAAAUAUUCUAAUAAAAGAAGAAGUUUCAUUCUACGUAUAUGUAUACUUGCGGAGCGUGUAUUUAAACAACCUAUACGCGAUGAUGGCUCUGUGGUAUCCUCGAAACUAGUAUUCGGAGAAUCAUCGAAAAGGCAUUAUUUAUAUUUAAUAUAUUUUUAGAUACAGAACGUUUUUUAUUUAUAUUUAUAGUUAAUUAAACAAACGAUAGACAGUUCUUUCUUCGUGCAACAAUAUUUCCUGCGUUACCAUCGUGUUAAAUCGUAUUAUUUUAUAGUGAAAUGUUGCGAAGAAGAAGCUGCAAACGAAAAAAAAAAUAAAGGUAGAUGUUAUUUGCACGUGACAAAAUAAUCGACAGUUUUCAGAUUAAACCACGUACCUUGAUACACGAAAUCGAUCGUAUCGAACCACUAUUGCUCGAACCUGCGGAGUCAUUUUGUGUCUAAACAGAUAAUAUAAAUUUAACUUGACACACAGACACACCACUAACUUAUAAAUUGAAAUUAGGCGUAAGCUUGGCGGUUAUCUAUUUAUUAAUGUAAAACUAUUCGUACGACAUAAGUAACGCGAUAUACAGAGAUUUCGUCUACAUAAUGGAAACAACUUGCAAAUAUACGUCUAGGGUUCUACAGUUCUAUAGUCUAGAUAAUACGACGGAAUAAUAUUGAAUUUACUAGGAAGAAAAAUAUUUUGGAAAUAUUGAAAAAGAUCGAAACGAAGGUAGUUGUUAACUUAAUUAUCAAGGUAUAUGAUAUUGUAUAAUUUAACGUACGAAGACGAUAACAGGUCUUUUUGGGUUGAGUUUCAAAGUUUUUCAUUCGUUUAAUUAUUCCAUAAUACAGGUAUCGAAUAAUCUAGACAUACUAAGAAUUACGAUAUUCCGAAAACUGUUCGCUGUUUCCAUUAUUUGGAACUGGAUCUCUGUAGUUAAAAGAAAAGGGAAGAAGAAAAAACGGACGCAAUGAAGCGAAGGGAAAAAGAGAGACGAGAAUACAAGUGGAAACAAAUUACCGGCCAUAUUAAGUUAGGAUUUUAUAUCGUGCGAAUUUAUGGAUGGAAAGAGAACACUUAAGGUACUUUGGCGAAUAAUAAUAGUCGGAGAGAAUGGAUUUACCGUCCCGAGGUUCGAAUAACUCGGGACUAGGCUUUCUGUCUCCUAUUCUUUUUCGUUUGUAAUCGAACGCGAACGUCGUAUAUUAUAGCUGUACGGACAAAUUAAUAAUACUCGCUAUCCCUCACGUGUCUACAAUUUAUUUUUCGACUCGUUUUUUCCGCGCCAUCGUCGCUCUGCGUCGAAGCGCGACAUCCUCCUCGAAUUCUUCCUCGACGAUUCUAUCCGAUCGAACGCGAACAAACAUUCAACGAUUAUCCUGUACAGCGUAUAUACCUUUAUACGCGGUAUCUCCGAAACGUCGAUUCGUUUGCUCGCGGCUUACGUACUUGUACGAUACUCUUUGAGCGUUUGCGAACACGUUUUAAUUUCGAUUCACUCGAUGGAAGAAAAAACUCAAGGAGAAUUCCUGUGCUUGUCGCCUCGUACGCAGAGGAUGUGCUUUCCUGAAGGACGAAAAUUACAAGUUUUGCACGAACAAGCAGAACACUGUAGGAAUAAUACAAAAUUCCCGAAACAUCGUAUCCUUAAGGCAUUAUAAGCUAGGCAGAUAGAAGAGAUUUUUAUACAAUUUAUAAGGCGAUUUGCAAUCGAUUGAUUUGUCUCGCACGUUUACCUGUUGACCUUUUGUUAUGAUACACACACAGCCUUGCUCAAGAAAUCCGAUUAUACGAACUAAAACGUUACGCAAUUUUAACGACCUCGUCGCACCAAAAUAUGUUAAUCGAUUCGACCAGAUCUCGUACUUAAAAAAGAAUGCGGAUUAUGCAAGAAAGUAUUUAAUUCGCGUAAAAAGAAAUAAAUAUUGUUGCUUUUAACGCGUUGACUGACACGCUGAUCAAAAAUCGGUUGCGAACUUUCGACUGGAAAGCAGAAUACUCGACGCCUGUAAAUCCUAUUUACGUUUUCCUCAAAAGAUGUUACGGUAUUUAACAUCUUUCGUUAAAGCGAAAUCGAGAUAAUCAUUCAUAAAUUGGUUAGAUUUUACGAUAGAAAUUCUCGUGAUAGCCAACGCGUUAAAUGUUUCGACAUCGAAAAUGUUGCACUCGCAUCGUCUAAAUCCAGUGUAUCCAACGGUGUAUCUCGUAACCAACUUUUUCGACGUGCAGAGUAAAUAAAUAAAAAAUACGUUCGAAACAUUUGAGCGGUAUUUAUAUUCGUAACUGUAGGCUGCAUAAAUAGUAGACAUUCGAAAAACGUGGAAAUCAUUUAAAACGACAAGCUGUAUCUCAGCUGGAUCUUUUGAGCGAGCGCUAAAGCGAAGAGGCUGCAUCGAGGAUGCAUCGGCUGCUGCAGGAUUCUCUCGUCGUUCGCAAAUGUUCAAUUAACCGAUUUAUUAACGUGCUUAACGCUCUCGUAUUAUUGGCUCGGCAUUUACCUAUCUCUCCAUUGGAGCAAUACGUAAACGUUUGUACAAAAUGAUUACAGAAAAAAACUAUUUAUCUCUACGUUGACUAUCAACAAUUCCAUUCACGAACAAUGUUCGCUUUGAUGCGGAAAUCAGUGUCCUACUAGCGAGAAACGAGGCUAAUUGCAGCUGAAUAACGUCGUUUUGACAUCCUGUGCACGAAGUCGAAGCUCUGCCAAGCUCUCGAGCUAGCCAAACCUCUCCGAUCAGCUGACACCUUGUUCUCUAACAAUUAUUAUGCCUACUCCGUUACCGAAAUUCGCUAAUCAAAUAACCUCGUGAAUAACUCGCGAAGGGGAGAUUCCUUUUUACCCGGAUUUAUCGAAACGAUUAUAUUUUUAACGCGUUUGCUGCAACCUAAAAGACCGUAGAAAAUAUACCGCGUGAAGAAUGAAGAUAUAUCGCGUAUCGAAAUUUCGAAUUUUUCGAAAUUACGUUAUUUCAAAUUUUCUCUGGAUUCGCUCGGAGAAGUUCCGAUGAAAAAAUUUCGAAGAUUUUCGGCGGCCUAUGAAAUCGAGAACGUGUAACGACGGUUGGCAGAUACGGAAUAACGCAUCGUGGAUCGACGAUACUUGGACGGUGGUAGCGGACGUGUUAAACGUGAAACAAAUAUCCUAAUUAUACCUAUGGGUAAAACUUGGGUUAUUCUAAUAAAAAAUUCAAAAAAAAAAAAGAAAGCGGAAAGGGAACAUUGUCCUAAAAUAGAAGCGUUGUUUGGCACUGUACCCUUAGCGAAUUCGAUUUUUGCACACUCGAUUAGUUAGUGAAAUUUAGUAAAAAGCGUAAUUUUAGAGGGAUUUUCCACCGAGUUAAUCGCUCUAUUAUAAAGUAAAAUCGCUUCUUUUCGCGCUGUAUUAUUUAGAUUAUUAUUUAAAUAUAGACAAGUAUUUGAUCCGAUCAGUAUCCUGAACGCCGAAUUAAUCGAUAUUUAUAGACAUAAUGUAGUAACGAAAAUAUUGCUUUUACGAUUGUUCAGCGAUGUUGCGAUACGCUAUCGAUAUCUCGACAAUGAAAAAUUUCGAAAUCGAAAUGUCGUACACGAGGGAUCCGUUACGUUUCGUACGAACGUACUUUGAUUCUGAGUAUCGAUUAUAUGUGCUUCGUGUGAAGUUUUUCACUACAAAACCAUAAACCUCGAGCUAAUUCGUGUAAAGAAACGAAUAAAAUUAUAUUUCGUCGGAGACAAUUCGGAUGUACCGAUCGAUCUUGAAAAUUUCACAAAUUCCGAUAAACUAAAAAACGUUAAGAUUCGAUAUCGAUUAUUCAGCGUUUCCACGUUACUGCAGGUUUGUUUAACGCGUUUUAACAAAGCUUUCAACGGUUUCGAGUUCGUUUAUGAUAUCGACGGUUGAUUUCGAGUCUCUGUUAUAAAAACGUUAAAUCGUUAAAGAAACUCGUGAAAAGAAAGUGUGUAACGGAAUAGCCCAUAAUGAAAAAAGCUCGUUGUCGUCGACUGAGCGGUCGAUCGAUCGCAAAAAUUUGUUGUAAUCUCGGGUGAAACGGUUCAUAUCAAAGAUACAUAAUCAAUAUUCUGGUUAAAGGAUCCCAGACACGUACAGCGAUUCGAUUUACCAGUUACGUAUCGUAUAUACCGAGUAUUUGGUAACGUCCAUGACAACUGACAAUAACGGCUGUGAGUCCGCAAGUUCUUUUGUUUUCUUUCCAAAAAGUAUACCGUACCGUAAAUCAUUUCGCUUGACUUGCCUAUAACUGAACUGCUACUCUUCUCGAAAUUCUCGUGAAAACUGAACGUAUUUACGGCUCCAAAAUGUUGCUUACUCCUAUUUCAAAAAUUUACCACAUAAAAAGAAGAGUAAAUUAUAAAUGAUUGAAACGCGUUUAAAAUUUCAUUCAGUUUCCAUGUAGAAAUUUCGAAAAAAGGAACGACAAUCUUACUCGAUCGAUACGACAGAUACACGCAUACACAAUGAUUUACGCGCUCGCGUGUAUACAGCCGACUUUGAAAUGUUACAAAAUACUUGUCACUUAUUUUGCGAACAAAAAGCACGUAAGAUGGUUACGUCUGUUCGAGCGUUACUUAUUGUAUAUUUCAGAAUCGAUCAAAACAAUAUAUGGCGUUUCAAUGUUCUACUAUAUAGAAUACACUGCUCGAAAGACGUAACCACGAGAUGAGCGAAUCCCAUGAAGCCAGUUUAAAAUGUUCAAAUAGUUUUCGAUCGUGAAAUCGAUUAACCGGAAAUGCGCGUACUUUACGCGCAAAGUGUUCGUAAAAAUUUAACGAUCGCUCUCGGAAUGAUCGAGAAUCUGCGCUAAAUUUAAUGCACUUGCAGUAAACUAUUUUUUUACGAAGAUAAAAGAAAUCAUCCUGCCCCGAAAUCCUUGUUCCGCGUGG